UAUCACCGGCAUCCUCACUGUGAAGCUCACAGCCACUCUCACACAGACGGACAGGCAGACAGAGGGAGGGAGAGAGUAGAGAAACCGUGGCAGCCUGUUGGAGAAAAUGAUCAGUCCCUGAGCGAGAGGAGAGGGUCAUUCGAUGCCGCUUCCUUCUCUGCGGAUCACCGGGAGAUGCUCACUGUUGUCCGGAUGACUUUCCAAGCUGCGCGGCGCGUCAGCACUUAGAAUAAAUUCAUUCAUCUGCUCAUAUCUGAUCUUCUGACGGACAGGUGGUGGCCGGACGCUGCGCUCAAACCCCAAAGAAAUUAUCGACUCUGCCCCACUCAUGAAUGAGUUUCCUGCUGUUUCAAGAAUGAUGUGAAGAUUCCUUAAGACAAGGCCACUUCUGAGCUCAAUUUUCCUCAGUCUAAUCCUCACAUUUGCUGGUACGCAACCCCAUUUAUCUGAGCCAGGCAUUCAGUGGAGCCCUGUGGGGAUGGGGACAUGCUCAGAUAAAGGAUGGACUUACGACAGCCUUACGAAAGGUCACCACCCUCCAAAGGUUAUGUCAUGGCCUCUGGCCCUCUGUCUAUUGACUCUAGUCUUUUUGAAUCAAAAGACGACUCUUGGACAGACAAUGAACACCUUCCAGUCUGAGAAGAGGGAAUGGUCGUUGAACCAUCUGACAGUGCAUCAGUCCACUGGGACUCUGUACAUCGGAGCGAUCAACCGGAUCUACAAGUUGUCCGCUAAUCUCACACUUUUGGUAUCUCAUGACACAGGACCAGAAUAUGAUAAUAAAGCAUGUUAUCCUCCCCUGAUAGUUCAGCCUUGUUCUGAGCCUUUGGCCUCUAUGGACAAUGUCAACAAACUGCUGCUCAUCGACUACUCUCACAACCGGCUGCUGGCCUGUGGUAGUCUCUAUCAGGGUAUCUGUAAGCUGAUGAGGCUAGACGACUUAUUUAUUCUCGUAGAGCCCACACACAAGAAAGAACAUUAUCUCUCCAGUGACAACCAGACAGGAACAAUGUAUGGGGUUGUCGUUCCUUCCCAGGGACAGGAUGCUACUCUGUACAUUGGCACUGCCGUUGGCGGCAAACAGGAUUACUUUCCAACUAUCUCCAGCCGUAAGCUCCCUCGCGACCCAGAGUCCUCUGCCAUGCUGGACUAUGAGCUUCACACUGAUUUUGUUUCAUCUCUAAUUAAAAUCCCUUCUGACACGUUGGCUCUUGUUCCGCACUUUGACAUCUACUACAUCUAUGGUUUCUCCAGCGGAAGCUUUGUCUACUUCAUGACCGUCCAGCCAGAGACUCCAGAAAAUGGAAUGCCUGCAGGGGGCUCACCUGGUGACCUGUUUUACACAUCUCGAAUCAUCCGCCUAUGCAAAGGUGACAAGAAGUUCCAUUCAUAUGUCUCUCUUCCUGUGGGGUGCGUGCACAGAGGUGAGGAGUACCGUCUGCUGCAGGCUGCUUACCUAUCUAAGGCCGGCAGGGUGCUGGCUAAGUCACUCAACAUCAGUGCCCAGGAGGAUGUCCUCUUUGCUGUGUUCUCUAAAGGACAAAAGCAGUACCGUGAUCCAUCAGAUCAUUCUGCUCUUUGCAUCUUCACUAUCCAAGACAUCAACAUGCGCAUUAAGGAGCGACUGCAGUCCUGCUACCAGGGAGAGGGGAACCUGGAACUGCACUGGUUGCUGGGAAAGGACGUACAGUGCACAAAGGCGCCUGUUCCCAUUGAUGAUCACUUCUGUGGCCUGGAUAUCAACCAACCCCUGGGUGGCUCUCAGCUGGUGUCUGGUCAGACAGUGUUCACUGAGAGACGGGACAGGAUGACCUCCGUCACUUCCUAUAUCUACAACGGACACAAUGUGGUCUUCUUGGGCACAAGGAGCGGACGCCUGAAAAAGAUCAGGGUGGACGGCGCUCAGGAGGGAGGAGUGCUGUAUGAGACGCUGACUGUGAUGAAGGACAGCAGCUCGGUCCUACGGGACAUGGCCUUUUCUCUGGACAGGAACUCUCUGUAUGUCAUGUCUGACUAUCAGGUGGUCCAGGUCCCUGUGGAGUCCUGUGAGCAGUACACUACUUGUGCUGAGUGCCUCAGCGCUGGUGAUCCCCACUGUGGCUGGUGUGUGCUCUACAACAUGUGUUCAAGAAAAGAUCGGUGCCUGAGAGCAGAGGAGAGCUUUCGCUUUGCGACAGACAUUGACCGCUGUGUGAAGGUUAUUGCUCACCCAGACAGUAUUGCUGUAUCAGCACAUAGCGUCCCUCUCCUACUGGAGGUGAAUAAUGUUCCAGACCUUUCUGCUGGAAUUACCUGUUCAUUUGGCCAGCAGGCCCAAGCAGAGGGUCACGUCAAUGGGAAUAGAGUCAUGUGUCUCUCACCAGCCGGGAAGGAAGUUCCUCAGAUUCCAGAGGGACAAGACUGGGCCGGUGUGGAGCUUCGUCUGAAUUCAAACGAGACGGGUCAAAUGGUUGCCAGUACAGAGGUGAAGUUCUACAACUGCAGCACACAUCAGAUGUGUCUGUCAUGUGUAAACAGCACAUUUCGCUGCCACUGGUGUAAAUACCGCAACCUUUGCACCCACGACCCAAGCAGCUGUUCUUUCCAGGAAGGAAGAGUCAAUGUAUCAGAGGACUGCCCUCAGCUCCUCAACUCUGGGGAAAUUCUUAUUCCGGCAGGCGAGGUCCGACCGAUCACCUUGAGGGCCCGAAACCUCCCUCAGCCGCAGUCGGGCCAGCGGGGCUAUGAGUGCUUGGUGAACGUACAGGGCGUCAGUCACCGUGUCACGGCACUGCGCUUCAACAGCACCAGCGUUCAGUGCCAGAACAGCUCGUACAUGUACGAGGGUGUGAAGAUCAGUGACCUGGCGGUGGACCUCUCCAUCGUAUGGAACGGCAACUUCAUCAUCGACAAUCCUGAGAAGAUUAAAGUGCAUCUGUACAAGUGCAGCGCCCAGCGGGACAGCUGUGGCAUGUGUCUGCGUGCUGAAAGGAAGUUCCAGUGUGGCUGGUGUAGCGGUGAGGGUCGGUGCACCAUGAGGCAGCACUGUCCCCCCAUUUCCCCUUACGCCAGCCGCUGGCUGGACCUUUCUGCCAGGAAUGUCAAGUGUACCAACCCACGCAUUACAGAGAUAAGCCCAGUAGCAGGGCCUCUGGAGGGGGGCACGCUUGUCACUAUUCAGGGCCUGAACCUGGGUCUCUCCUUCUUUGAGCUUGUGGGCAACGUGGAGGUGGCAGGAGUGGAGUGCACACCGCAGCAGGAGGGAUACGUCACUGCAGAGCAGAUUGUAUGUGAGAUGGAUGCAGCUCUGGAAGGAAGCGCCCCAGGUCCAGUCAAGCUGUGUGUCGGUGAAUGCAGACCAGAGUUGAGCGCACAGUCCUCACAGAUCUACACAUUUGUGAUACCCACCAUUUUGGCUCUGACCCCAGGCAGAGGACCUGAGUCUGGGGGUACUAAGGUUACCAUUGUUGGAGAGAAUCUGAGCGCAGGAAGCACUGUCACUGUGUACUUUGGAAAUCAAACCUGCGAACUGUACAGGAGGAGCAUGUCAGAGAUUGUGUGCUUUGCGGCUCCAUCACUGACGGGUGCGGGACCAGUUCAAGUCAGUUUGAGUGUUGACCGGGCCAAGGCUCCUGGAAGUCUGACCUUUGACUACAUUGAAGAUCCCACAGUCCAACGCAUUGAACCACUGUGGAGCAUUGUGAGCGGGCACACCACCCUGACGGUGACUGGGACCAACCUGGAUGUGGUUCAAGAACCUCGGGUUCGAGUCAAAUAUGCUGGCCAUGAAUCUGUGAAUGUUUGCAAAGUUCUGAACACAACAACCAUCAGCUGCUUCGCCCCUUCUCUGAAGGCGGAUUACACCGCCGACCAGGAGACGAUAAAACAUGUGGACGAGUUUGGCUUUGUCUUCAACAACGUCCAAGCUCUUCUCACAUACAACAACACAGGAUUUGUCUACUACCCAAAUCCUUACCUGGAGCCCCUUAGCCUCUCAGGUGUUCUGGAGCAAAAACCUGGCGCUCCCAUCAUUCUCAAAGGCCGUAACCUGGUGCCAUCUGCCUCCGGUGGAGCCAGGUUGAAUUACACCGUGCUGAUCGGAGAUACCCCCUGUUCUCUUACUGUGUCAGACACUCAGUUACUCUGCGAGCCACCAAACCUCACCGGGCAACAUAAAGUCUUGGUGCAGGUAGGUGGACUGCAUAUCUCUCCUGGAGAAGUUCACAUCCGAUCGGACAGCUUGCUCACCAUGCCAGCUAUUCUCAGCAUCGCGGCUGGUGGAGGAUUGCUCCUCAUCAUCGUCGUCAUCGUCCUGCUCGCCUACAGACGAAAGUCUCAUGAGAAUGAUCUCACUCUGAAGCGCCUGCAGAUGCAGAUGGACAAUCUGGAAUCCAGAGUAGCUCUGGAGUGUAAAGAGGCUUUUGCUGAGCUACAGACGGAUAUUAAUGAGUUAACCAGCGAUCUGGAUAGAGCUGGCAUCCCCUUCCUGGACUAUCGGACUUAUGCAAUGAGGGUUCUGUUUCCUGGGAUUGAUGAUCAUCCAGUACUGAGGGAGCUGGAGGUUCCUGGGAGUGGACAGGCGAAUGUGGAGAAAGCCUUGAAGCAAUUUGCUCAGCUGGUGAAUAACAAGGUUUUCCUGCUGACAUUCAUCCACACACUGGAGACGCAGCGCUCCUUCUCCAUGCGAGACCGUGGCUAUGUCGCUUCACUCAUCAUGACCUCCCUGCAAGGACGGCUGGAGUAUGCCACAGACAUCCUCAAACACCUGCUCUCCGACCUUAUAGAGCGCAACUUGGAGAGCAAGAACCACCCCAAAUUGCUCCUCCGCAGAACAGAGUCAGUGGCAGAGAAGAUGCUGACAAAUUGGUUUGCCUUCUUGCUUCACAAAUUUCUCAAGGAGUGCGCUGGGGAGCCUCUGUUCAUGCUGUUUUGUGCCAUCAAACAGCAAAUGGAGAAGGGACCCAUAGACUCCAUCACAGGGGAGGCACGCUAUUCCCUCAGUGAAGACAAACUCAUCCGGCAGCAGAUUGAAUACAAAAUGCUGACGCUGAGCUGUGUGAACCCCGACAAUGAAAACAGCCCAGAGAUCCCAGUCAAGGCUCUCAACUGUGACACAAUUACCCAGGUGAAGGAAAAGAUCCUGGAUGCUGUGUACAAAAAUAUGCCAUACUCCACCCGACCUCGAGCUACAGACAUGGACCUGGAGUGGCGGCAGGGCAGAACAGCUCGUGUGGUCCUGCAGGAUGAAGACAUCACAACAAAGAUAGAAGGCGACUGGAAGAGACUCAAUACACUCAUGCACUACCAGGUAUCUGAUCGGUGUGUGGUGGCCUUGGUGCCCAAACAGAUGUCCUCUUUCAUCAUUCCCUCCUCAGCCAGCUUCCCUCGCAGUAUCAGCAGAUACGGUAUGGACGUCCCAUUCCGCUCCACCCCCACCAGCCCUGACAGCCCUCACUCCUGUGUGCCUAUGCUCACUCCUGACCUGGAGAGUGGUGUCAAAGUUUGGCAUUUAGUCAAGAACCACGACCACGGUGACCAGAAAGAGGGCGAACGUGGAAGCAAGAUGGUGUCUGAGAUCUACCUAACAAGACUCCUAGCAACUAAGGGCACGUUACAGAAGUUUGUGGAUGACCUGUUUGAGACUUUGUUCAGCACCGUGUGUCGAGGCACUGCUCUGCCUCUCGCCAUCAAAUACAUGUUUGACUUCCUCGAUGAGCAGGCAGACAGACAUGGCAUCCAUGACAUGGAUGUUCGCCACACAUGGAAGAGUAACUGUCUCCCGCUGCGGUUCUGGGUGAAUGUAAUCAAAAAUCCCCAGUUUGUGUUUGACAUCCAUAAAAGCAGCAUCACAGACGCCUGCCUGUCAGUGGUGGCACAGACCUUUAUGGACUCUUGCUCAACAUCUGAACAUCGUUUGGGUAAAGAUUCGCCCUCCACCAAGCUGCUCUAUGCCAAGGAUAUUCCACACUAUAAGAGCUGGGUGGAAAGGUACUACGCUGACAUCAACCGCCUACCUGCCAUCAGUGAUCAGGAUAUGAAUGCCUAUCUGGCUGAACAGGCUCGCCUCCACUCCAGUGAGUUCAACGUACUCAGUGCCCUGCAUGAGAUCUACGCUUACGUCAGCAAGUACAGCCAAGAGAUCAUUGAAGCACUGGAGCAAGACGAACAAGCCCAGAAGCAAAAGCUGGCAUACAAAGUGGAGCAGAUCAUAUUUGCCAUGUCGCCAGAAAGCUGAAAUAUACACACCAAAACAUGAAGAAUUCCCAAGACAAAUACACGUAUGGUAUGUCCAAACUUUAGCGUUUAAUACCACAAAUCAAAGUGUAACGGAGGAGAUUAAAUAUUUAACAUAUAAGCUCCUCAGAUGUGGACAUCAGCAUUUCCAUAUGUGCAUGUGUGAUCAUAAUCGCACAUACAGAUACAGCAUACACAGAAAGAUUUAUCUAACUUACUGUGUAAACAUACACACACAUAAAUACAAAUGUACAUACACAAACCACAGCAGUGCAUCCCAAAGCAAAGACUUUUACUCCCAGUGUCACUUUUUUUCCUGAAGAAACUCCUACAAGAAAACAUUCAGCUUCUAAAAACACUCAAACAGAGAGCAAAAGGAUUUAGGCCAUCAUCAGUUGCAGAUUUAACUGCCAAUUCCUACCCACUGGGAAAAUGGUUUGCCUCUGUAGUCGGUGCUUAUACUAACUGUGAGCGAGGCACCACUGUGAGCUCUGAAGAGAACAGGACUUAAUAAGAGAAUGACUCAACGCUUAAGCCAGCGGAGGAGCUCGACAAAGACAGGAGCCAAUUUAAUGGGACGGCACGUCUGUUGUGACGGAACUCAAAGUACAUUUUAUGUCAAAGUUGAAGGACAGUUAUUCAUGUGACUGACUUGGAGUGACAUUGCUAUUUGUAGCCAUUCUGAGCAGAGAUGUGUGACUAUGUGUUGUUAAGCCUUUGCUAUGGGCUUUUAAAAGACGUGCAGUGUUAUGUUUCACUCUGUGACGAUUGUCUGAACUUCUAAACUCUGAAGCGACUAAAAUCUCCUAAAAGUCCCAGACUCAAAGACAUCUCAACGCUACAAUUUUUAAUAUAUAUGGAGAUAUUUUGGGCCCUCUUCCUGGAUUUUACUGCAUCUCAUGAUUCAUUUGAAUUAAAUGCUCCUGUUAAAGCUAUUAAUAAAACAUGACAUUGUACGGAAGAGAUCUCAUUUGAGAUAGGACAUUUUUACAGUGAUCUAUAGUGCACUAAUUCAGCCAUUCAAAGAUAAGUGGAGGCCGAAUUGAACUGUUGCAGAAAGCAUGAUUAAUGACGUUUUAAGCGUGAUCGUGGAUCAGAUUAGCGUAAAUUUGGCCCAUAGCAUCCUACCCCGCACCUUUCCCUUCUCAUCAGUUAUUGUUUACAUGAAGCGUAAUACUUGAAAUGCACCCGGUGUACAGGAUAUUAAGAACAUCUGCAGCUCUUGUCAAGUAACUUGAAUAGAUUAAGUUAGAUAAAGCCGUUGAUGCGUUAUUGAUUUUUUCCAAUAUGGUGUCUAACUUGAGCUUGACGUCGAACUGAAUUGUGGGUGAAAAGCUGAAACGGAGCUGUAGAUUUGUGCAAAGCAGGUGUGCUUAUUUUUUGUAAACAGAUUGAAUAUUUAAUUAAUUCAAUUUGUGUUUGGAUCAGCUUUUGAUCCGUUUCAAGUCUGCUUGUUGCGUCACAAUGUGUUUCUGUGUUUCAACCCACAGUGCCUUGAAAACGUAUUUGCCCUUUACAUUUUCUUCUGUGUUUGCGUUUAUGUUACACUUAACUGUUUCGAAUAAUCAAAUUAAACAAAAGCUUGUUACAAUAAAAAAGCAUUAUUGAAAAAAUAAUAAGUGCAUUUGUUAAACUUAAAAAAAUUAUGCAGCUUUAUGUCAACAGUCAUAAAUGUUCAGAAAGACUUACUCAUGUUCAUUACAGAUGUUAUGUUUAUGACGGCGUCAUGACAGUUUUAUUCACAACCCGUUAAAUAAAGUGUUACCAAAAAAAAUAAGAGUAAAAAACAACAUAAAUCUGUAAGGGGCAAAUACGUUUUUUAAGGCAACAAUUUCAUUUUGCUUUCCAGUGUUCAUAUAUUUGACCUGGCUGCUUUAGUUUCAGCGCUGGUGUUGCUACAGAACACAUUUCUAAACUUUCAGCCAAUUACCAUCAUGAAGAGAGAAAAGUCUGCUUGGCCAUCACUCUGAUUGUGGGUUUUACUUUUGAUUGCUUCACCCAUUGUGAUGAUGCUAGAUGAAGACCAUUUGGUGCUUAAGGCUGUUUCAUUAAGAAGCACGCUCAGUCUUUUGCUGCCAGUUUUACCAUGUCAGUAUUUAGAGGAGAUUUUACACUCCUCACAGGACCUUGAUUCAUGGAAAAAUAGAUAAAAAAAAAAACAUUUCAUGUUAAGUGUUAAAAUGUGAUGGAAU
Molecule: messenger RNA, 8405 nt
Organism: Poeciliopsis prolifica (blackstripe livebearer)
Lineage: Eukaryota; Metazoa; Chordata; Actinopteri; Cyprinodontiformes; Poeciliidae
Product: plexin-A2-like
Exons: 32
Coding region: 479-6214 (1911 amino acids)
Biological process (GO): semaphorin-plexin signaling pathway involved in axon guidance; regulation of cell shape; positive regulation of axonogenesis
Cellular component (GO): semaphorin receptor complex
Molecular function (GO): protein binding; semaphorin receptor activity
Source: RefSeq, a predicted model, not a curated record